Messenger RNA from Achroia grisella, 1820 nucleotides. Its product is annotated as dynein regulatory complex subunit 3-like. Gene Ontology annotation, molecular function: protein binding. The transcript is spliced from 10 exons. Bases 87 to 1751 code for a protein of 554 amino acids. The record is from RefSeq and is a predicted model, not a curated record. Lineage: Eukaryota; Metazoa; Arthropoda; Insecta; Lepidoptera; Pyralidae.
UAAAUAUUUACGUCUUAAAUUUUACGUCUAUUUAUUUAGAACUCAAUACUCAGUGUUAACAAAACUAAAUAUAAAAAAUAUUUAAUAUGUCAGACAAGAAAUCAUUGAGCAGUAUUAUUAUUCAUCCUGACAUCGAACCUGGAGUAAUAGAUAAUUCUAUGCUUACUAGAUGUAUAUUAGAAUAUGGCCCCACUGAAGAAGCGGGGAGAUUGUUUGCAGAAGAAGGGGUACAUUUGGAUGAAGCGCAAAUUGUGCGUUUAGAAUUCCAAAACAUUUUAAGAAUCGACCAUCUUUGGAUGCUAAAAUCCUUACGAAAACUUACACUAGCUCAUAAUCUGAUAGAGAAAAUAGAAAACUUAGACCAACUCACAGGUCUAAAUGAAUUGGACUUGUCAUUUAAUAAAAUAGAAAAAAUUGAAAAUCUUGAUGAACUAGUCAAUCUUGAAGUAUUGUCGUUAUUCCAUAAUAAAAUACGUAAAUUAGAAAAUAUGGAUACACUUGAAAAUUUACUUGUUUUUAGUAUUGGAGAUAAUUUAAUAGAAGAUUACAAGGAGAUGGCAUACAUGCGUAGAUUUCGCAAACUGCGGUCGGUUAGUUUCAAAGGGAACCCAUGCUGUGACGAUCCGAUGACAUACCAGUUCCUCAAGUCGGCACUCACGAGGGUCACAUAUAUUGAUUAUAAAACUGUAAAUGAAGAGGAUAGAGAAAAUGGGAGAGCUCUUUUUAGGGGUUUAUUGCGUAAAUUAGACGAGGCGGAUGAAAAAUCGGAAAAAGAAAGGAUAGCUAAAGAAGAAUACGAUGCUAAAGUUGAAUUUUAUGCACUCUCAUUCGUAGAGUAUCUAAGUGGACCAGAGUUACUCGAGUCGAUGUUUGAGAAAGAUCCGGACGGAUCUCUGCUACUGAAAGUCGGCGGUGAACUUCUGGGAUUUUAUGAACAGUAUAAGGAACAAUAUGUAGAGACCAUGGCAGGUUUAGUGGACUUUGCUCAAGAUGCAUAUAAAGCAAGGCAACAUGAAAUAAAACUUUUUAAAGAUCUAGUGAAUAAUGCUUUGGAAGAUAGCGUACAAACGAGCAAAGAGGUUUUAGAAGAUUUCGAGAAGAAGAAAAAACCUCUAGUGGAGUCCAUGAACGAGGUGAUCCGGAAAUUUUCGACGAAACAAGCUACUAUCGAUCAACUUGAACCUACAAUAGUGGACUUGGGGGAGGCCUAUAACGACGUUUUAUAUGAACUGUGGAAGAGUCUUAUGAUUAUUGAAAUGCAGUUGUAUGAGCGAUGCGAGGAAUCUCGGGUUCAAUUCUCGGUGAAUAUGACGGAGAUGAUAACAAAACUGAUGGAGGUCUCGCGUAAUGCGUUUGGCGCGUGGCGAGAGAACGAGGGCGUGUGGUCAAUGCGCCAAUUCGAGUCGCUUUCCAAGUUGCUGGGUAACAAGAUCAUGCUGGGGGACGCACCACCGGAGCUGUUCGAGAUAAUGAUGGACCGCGACAUGAUGAUGAACUUGGUGGCUCAAUCAUCUGAUAAUCACAUGCGGUUCAUUGACGCACGCGAGGAUCUACUCAUGACCCGAGCGAAUAACUGGCGAGAUGAUCUUGUACAAGGAACUAAUGAUAACGAGAUUAAACGGAACCGUGAUAGAAUAUUGGAGAUAAAUUACUUCAUUGACAAUCAGAGAGAGGAGUGGACUGAUAUGCAGAUGGGUUUAACUGAGGCAGUGGAUCCAGAGACCGCAGCUUUACUGGGCGAUGAUUUCUAAGUCUUGUUCUGUUCUUUAUAUUAAUUGUGAUUGUACUAACUACGUAAAAAAUAAAAAAUAUAUAUUGUA